GCCCCAAACUGUCCCCAUGGUUACCAUCUUCCCCAUGCCCUCCCCCUCCAUGUCUGUCAACAACCUCUUUUACCUCACUAACAUCUCCAGUCCUUUUAAGGCUUGUCGAUCUCUCCUUCCUCCCAUUUCUCUACUCUAGCUUCUUUGAGCUCUCCCCUUUCCGGACUUUAAAAUCCCUGGCGCCUCCAACCCCUCAUCACCCUCCCCCCAGUCCCUAGUACCCCUAGUCUCCUCAUACUCUUCCCCCUUCUUCAUCAACCCAUCUAGCUAUUCUUGCCUAUUCUUGCCCCCAAAAUCCUUAAUCUCCAAAAACUGACCAAGUAGACCUUACAUUGGAAGGACCCAUCUAUCGGCAGGUUGAAGUUAAAUGGGGUCUUCAGAAGGCAUACAAGCAGCAGCUAGAGUGUACAGAAACCUUCUUAAAGCAGUAAGAAAGCAUAUAGGUAAGGAAGAGCAGAAGGCCCAAUUCUCUGACUUCAUUAAGCAGGAGUUCAGGAAUAGCAGCAGUGGACAGCAGUCCGUGGAUCCCUCUUUCAUUCAGCAAAAGAUAAAGCUUGCCCAUGAUUACACUUUCCUUCUGAACAGUGUCCACCAUCAUAAGGACUUGCUAUUUUCCUAUAAUAUUGCAGUUGACAGAUCAGAUGAGAUGAAAAAAAUUCUUGGGAAAUCUGCUGCUAGUGUGGGUCUUCAACUUCCUGAUGUCUAUCAACCUUAAUGGGCCAGUUUUACCUAUUGAAGUUUGGUUUCUCCGGAAGCAUGCAAUAGGUUAAGAGGUUUGGUUCGGUGGAAGUUUCAGGAAGACAAUUCUGUCAUUUAUUCAAGAACUGAUAAGUAGAUAUACCUGUGGUCAACGUCCUUGUUCCCUCAUCUUAGUACGGGAGUUCAACUUUCACUGACACACCCCUGCUCUUGGAUUUCAGAAAGGCUUUACGUAGUUUUGAACAGAAAAUCUCUGAUGUCAUAAAGGAGAGAACCUUUUUGUGCAGACAAAGUACAGGAUUUGCUUCUUGAAAACUUUGAAACCUUAGAAUUAUUUAUCUUGAUUAAAGCAAACGCCCCUUACUUCUUUUCGCUCUUCAAGUUUUGAAGAGAUGAACACAUAAGCCAGCUGGAAGCGGUUCAAGCCUGCGACAUGAAUUGAUUGGGAGGAUAUAUGAAAUAGUUAAUGAUAUUAUCUGCAGUACAGUGUCAUGACCCUUGCAAGAGAGAUAUUUUUAGGUACAAGUAUCCCCUAAAAGCACUUUCAAGCAUGGUUUGGCAAUGAUUGGGAGGGUAUAUGUAGGAGGAUUCGCAUGAAAUUUUACCCAACUCCAUAUCUGGAAUAGAAUAUAUGAAAUACGUAUGAACACAGAAAAAAUUAUACAGUGUCAUCAGCCUUGCAAGAGAGACUAAUUUAGGUAUCAUUAAUUCCCACAGGCACUAUAAAGAUAUGUUACUUAAUUGUAAUUCUACAGAAAGGUGCUGUAAAAGUCUAAUUUCAUUUAAAGAUUUUCAUUGGAUGCACUAGCAAAAAGAAAAGCUUUGUAACAGUGGACACUGGAAUGAAAUGACAGUUUCUCGUA
Coffea eugenioides is the source of this 1562-nucleotide messenger RNA. RefSeq lists its product as uncharacterized. The transcript is spliced from 4 exons. The record is from RefSeq and is a predicted model, not a curated record. Bases 368 to 715 code for a protein of 115 amino acids. Lineage: Eukaryota; Viridiplantae; Streptophyta; Magnoliopsida; Gentianales; Rubiaceae.